AUGAAGGCCUCCCCUAACGUGCCUGGGCGGGGUGUUUGUCCAUACGGCUAUAGCAGUGGUGUUCCCGACGAUACCAUCCAAGCUGGCACUGUGUCGACAACAUUUGAUUCGUAUAUAAGCAGUGUUUUCACAACACCCGGGAAGAGUAGUACUAAACUUUUUGCAGCAACUACAACCCCAAGGCCAUCUACCAAUACAGUAAAACCGGCAACCACAAUAAAACCCAUAAAACAUCCUACGCCUCCCUACAUAAAUACACCACAGACCACAAUCAAUGUCUUCAACAAUAACAUCACGUUUAAUACUCAACAACAACAACCGCGUAAAUUUUAUAUCAACACCUCAAGAUGUCACAUGCCCUAUGUGGAUCCCUUUACACCGCAAAUUCUUAAAAUGUUUAAACCUUCGCACACCACUGGUUGUACAAAAGAUGAGCCGAUCGUCACUGUUCAUUUCGAUGAUACGAACGAAGUUUAUCGGCUGCAAACGAAUUAUUCGGUAGCACAACAAUUUAUCAAACAUGCUACCAGCGAAACUAUUGUCGAUGAUUUGCGGUGCUGUUAUCGUCACAUCGAACGUAGCGGAAGUGGUGCCAGUGCUGAUUCGAAAUUUAACUUAUUACCCUGCGUAAUUUUCCAUCAGAACUUCACAGUUCCCACGCACAUCAAUGCCAUUAUUGUGGACUGUUCAUCGAAAUCGCUGAAGAAGGUUAUACAACAGGAUGCAUUUACAUUUAUUCAAGUUAAGGACGCCAAAAAGCCAGUGUCGGCGAAAAAUCACACCGAUGCGAAUAUUCCGCAGCAAAGUGAGGUGGAAAAAUUGGGUAUACUGCUGAUUGGCAUUGAUAGUUUAUCGCGUAUUAAUUUUCGUCGUACCAUGCCACAUACUUAUGCAUAUUUAAAGGAGAAAGGAUGGUAUGAGCUGAAAGGAUAUAAUAAGGUUGCCGACAACACCUAUCCCAAUUUAAUGCCCAUUCUCGCGGGAUUUACCGAUCCACAUGCCACGCAGUAUUGCAAGCCUACAACAGUUGGUGGUCUGGAUAAUUGCCCCUUUGUGUGGAAACGCUUUCACGAUCACGGAUUUGUAACGGGCUUUGCCGAGGAUACCGUCUCAAUCAGUACUUUCAAUUAUAAGAAAAAGGGAUUCCUGAAACCGCCCACUGAUCAUUACUUCCGACCAGCCGCCUUGGCCAUAGAAAAAACAAUGCAAAAGAGACAAAAAGCUGGUCUAUAUUAUUGCGUUGGUCGUCGCCAAUAUGGCGAAUAUGUUUACGAUUAUGGUGUAGAAUUUGCCAAACGUUAUCUGAAUCGGAAAAAUUUUGGUCUCUUUUGGACCAAUUCAUUUUCUCACAAUGCCUAUGACACGAGUGCCACAAUGGAUGAUAGAAUGCGUCAAUAUCUGGAGGAGUUGGAGGGGAAUGGUAUUUUGGAGACAUCGGUGGUGUUUUUCUUUAGCGAUCAUGGUCGGAGAUGGGGUCCUUUGUUGAAAUUACCCGAGGGAUUUUUGGAGGAACGCCUGCCGAUGUUUUUCAUUUCCACACCCAAUUGGUUUAAGUCCAGGUACCCCGAGUUAUCGCGGAAUUUGGAGUUGAAUCAAAAACGUCUAUCCGCACCCUAUGAUAUCUAUUUGACCCUGCAACAAUUGUUGCAAUUGGCCACUUUGGGCGAAUACAAACCUCAGCAGGCCUCAGAUUGUCCUACGGCUUAUUCGUUGUUCGACGUAAUACCCGAGGAUAGAGAUUGUGAUUCGGCUUGUGUACCCGAAUCAUGGUGUACAUGUUUGCCCUAUGUCACGCAGUCCACCAAGAGUCCGAUGGUCGGAAAGAUCGCCGCCAUGGUUGUGGAGAAAAUGAAUGAUUGGCUGUGGGCGCGUAAUUUAAGUUCGUUGUGUAGCGAAUUAGGUGUACAGAGCAUUAGUAAUGCAUUGAUGCGCGAUCAUGACCCAGCGAUGUUGUCUUCGGCUACUGCAUCUCCGGAUAUUGAAACAUAUCGUAUUGAUUUUACGACAAAACCCAAAACAUCGCCGGUAACUGAAUUCAGUGCCACAUUGGAUUAUGACAAGCGGACAAAGAGCAUAAAUCUCAAUGUGGAGGAUAUUGCGCGGCACAGUAUCUAUGAGAAGACGGCCAAAUGUGUGGAUGACAAACAGGCGAAAAAAUAUUGCAUCUGUAAGAAUGCAGUGAGAUAA
Molecule: messenger RNA, 2187 nt
Organism: Musca vetustissima
Lineage: Eukaryota; Metazoa; Arthropoda; Insecta; Diptera; Muscidae
Exons: 4
Coding region: 1-2187 (728 amino acids)
Source: RefSeq, a predicted model, not a curated record